UCAGCUAAGUCUGGAAAGCUGCAAUCUCCACUCAGAGUAGGUAUAAGCGUUUACGAACGAACGAGAAACUUGCGUUCGCUGAACUUCUAUUUUCAACAAAGACUGGACACACUAGCCUGUGUUACAUCUAAUUUCUUACCUCAAAAUGUCGUUCCAAAGACCAUUUCUGGUUUCCAUGAAGCGACCUGAUCCACAGCAGGCGUGGGGAUUCCGAGUCGUAGGAGGAAGAAACCAGAAUCAUCCCGUGAUGAUACUAAAGGUAGCUCCGGGUAGCAUGGCCGAGCAGGCGGGCUUGCUCAAGGGAGAUGAGGUGAUACAGGUUGGGCAUGUAAAUUUGCAAGACAUGACACAUGACGAAGUGCAGGAAGCUAUUCAAAAAUGUGGAAACCGAUUAGAAAUGUUUGUAAUAAGAGAAAAUCUUUUGAAUGAACCGAAAGAAGGAGAACCACGAACAGUAAAAGCUGUAUUUCAUUCAAAAUAUAACUCACCCAUGGAUUUGUAUUCGAAAGAAAACGUAGCUGAUACUCUGGCUCAACACGCUGAAGUUAUAACGGAUGGUUUUAACGGAUCCGAUUUCAAGCCUAGCUGCACAAGUCCAAUAUCUCUUCCUCCUGUCAUCCAGAGAUCCGCUGUCCUUCAGGCUUUGCAGCAGGAGGAAUCAAAAGGAAUAAACUAUAUGAAUGGCCCAUCCACACCUCCAGUACAAAAAAAACAGCCACCACCGCCUCCGCCUAAGCCUAUACCUCCAGUUCGUAGUCAGAUCUUGAAGUCACCACCUGGAGGUAAAACAUCGCCAACUUAUUACUCUUAUCUCACUCAGCAACCUCAGAUUAUUUCAUCCUCAUGCACAUCUCAAGACAUUUCUUAUUCUGGUCAGUAUGUUCAUCAAGAAGGUAUCAGGACUCCUACUUAUCAGCAGCAACAACAGUUUUAUCAAACACCACGACCUUUUUCUCCCAGUAGUUACAAACAGCCUCUACUUCAUCAGAUGACUUCGAUGCCAGACUACUGUCAACAAAUAGCAAUUCCGAAGAUUACCGAUCAACCACACUACCCACAAAACACGAUGCCCUCUCGUGUUUUUCAACCAUCAUAUCAACACACAUCAACUAGUGUCCAACGAACGUAUCAACAGCAAACCAUACCUUCGGUUCCCACUCAACCAUCAUAUCAACAACCAAGGACUCCCCCAGCUGCUACAUCCCCCACUCAAUUAUCUUAUCAACAAUCAACCAUGCACACAAUUACUUCAAGUCCCACUCAACCCCCAUAUGAAAAAAUCAGCCCUGCCUUAGCUACUACACAACCAACGCAUCAACAACUAACCACUACCCCCGUCACUGCACGUACUACUCAACCAUCAUACGAAAAGCUAAGCUCCACCUUAGACACUUCACAACCUACACAAACAUCAUAUCAAAAACCGAGCUCAAACAUAACCACUUCACGUCCUAUACAGCCAUCGUAUCAAAAACCAACCACUCCCCCAAUUGAUGCACGCCCUACUCAAUCAUCGAACCAACAACCAAUUGUAACCGUAACGUCUAGGGUUACCGAUCAAAAAACUUAUCAACAAUCAACGACUACACGUGUUCAACCUAAUUAUAAACAAAAAACCACCCCCUCCGUCACAGAUGGAGUCAUGCACCUAACUAAUCCACAAGCAACAACUGAUUCAGCUACAACAACUGUCACACACUCACAAUAUGAGAAACCAUCAAAAAUGCCAUAUUCCACGGCCACUGUUAUCAUUCAUACAAAAGUGACCCCACCAUCUUCUACACCUAAAGAUGUUCAGAAAAACUACCAAAAAGCGGUUGAGCAAAUCUCUUCUCCCGUUCAGACUUCAACACUUUCUUGGGGACAAACGCAAGAACAAAAUCGUCCACCAAGUCAAACUCAAACGACUGGGACGUCACCCAGUCCAACUGCAUCACCUACACCAUCUUAUAAAAUUAGAACCUCAGAAGGAAUCUGGCCACCCAAGAAUCCUACUUCAAAAGAAUUACCAAAAAUAGGGUUCUCGUCAGGAUGGACAAAAGAGAUCAGUCAUGGAAAGAAUAUGACUUGGCCACCCCAAAAACCUGACGAAUGUAGAGGUAAUACGACACCAACCCUUACCUCUCGUACAGGUGCUAUUACCAGUGCUUGGAAUCUUCGUCCAUCAACACCCCCUUCUCGCACUCCUCCAUUUGCAGGAGGAUCUCCUUUACCAGGCCGUAGGAACAAGGAUUUGCUUUGGCCACCUCAGACUAAUGAAAAGCAAAAUGUUAAAAAGUCCUCUUCUAAGCCUUUAAAGAAGGCUCAUAGCUUCGAGGAAUGCAUUAUUCAACACGCUAGUGUUACUGUCCCUCGCACUUACCGUCCACCCCCUGAUAUCCACCAGGUGUAACCUACCAUGGAGUAGGUUUAAGUGCUUAACGUUAUUAUGAUUGAAAUUUUGCUUUUUAGAAUUCUAGAGAAUCAUUGUGUGUUUUGAGACUAAAACAAAUACUAGUUUCCUUUAAUUUUGAUGUCAAUUAUAAUUGAUUUACAAUCCACACGAACUUUGUCUGCAAAGUCAUAUUCAUAGUUACGAUACUUAUAUUUGAUAAGCUUUUCUCACCUUAGAAAUAAUUUAUAAUUGUUCUUACAAAUGCGUUUAAAAGUAGUUGGAGUUUUAUUGUUAUUGUUACUUGAUUCUAAAAAGACUUUUAACUAGGAUUUUUUUUUCAUAUUGCUUAAUUAACAAAAUUAUAAAAAAAACAACAAAUACUCAUGAAAUUUUAUUUUAUAUAUAAUUUUUCAACUAACACUUCUCGUUUUCAGAGAAAUAUUAAUCUAAACUACGAUGCCACCGAAUAAUAAAUAAUAUUCUUAAUAAAUCUUCCAAGUCCAGAAAUUCAAUUUAUCUUCAAUAACAAAUUAAAUCUUCAUAAGAACAAUGGAUGCUUUUUAAAAUAACAUUUCAGAAGUUUAACUUCAUGUGAGAUACUAUGGAAGAUGGUGAUUUUUCAGGAACCAUACUAGAGAUCAAAUGUGGGUACAUUUCAACGUUUUAGGUAAUGUGACUAA
Limulus polyphemus (Atlantic horseshoe crab) is the source of this 3054-nucleotide messenger RNA. Its product is annotated as adhesive plaque matrix protein-like. Gene Ontology annotation, biological process: muscle structure development; actin cytoskeleton organization. Lineage: Eukaryota; Metazoa; Arthropoda; Merostomata; Xiphosura; Limulidae. The transcript has 9 exons. The record is from RefSeq and is a predicted model, not a curated record. Gene Ontology annotation, cellular component: adherens junction; filamentous actin; Z disc. Gene Ontology annotation, molecular function: muscle alpha-actinin binding; actin binding. The coding region runs from base 146 to 2392 and encodes 748 amino acids.